Solanum tuberosum (potato) is the source of this 580-nucleotide messenger RNA. RefSeq lists its product as uncharacterized. The record is from RefSeq and is a predicted model, not a curated record. The annotation marks the transcript as partial. The transcript has a single exon. Lineage: Eukaryota; Viridiplantae; Streptophyta; Magnoliopsida; Solanales; Solanaceae.
AUGUUAUUGCAGAUUACCUAUCACAACAAAGCUACUCAGACUGAGACUCAGAAAGAAGAUACAAUUGAAAAGAUACUCAAAGCCAUUACUACACUUUGUACAAAAGUGGAUAGUAUGGACAACAAGAUACAAAAGCUAAAGACUAAUGAAGAUAAUCAGAAGUCUAAAGCCAAUAUAAGUCAGCAGCAUUACUAUAAAAAUGCGAAGCUAUGUCGAUCGGAAGACAGAAAAAAUACAGAGCUAAAAGGUGACGUUGGGAAACACCUAAAAACCCAUAACAUUUGUUUAAAUACAGCUGCAGGUACAAGCCAACGAGUUAGUGAAAAACAUAAGAACUCAAACUUAAACCAGUUAUUCGAAAAACCAUUUACCCCGAGGCUAACACCAAAAAUCACAUUUACUAUAGAACCACAGACUUCUACAUACGCAGAUAGCCUACACCAUGACAAAAGAACAUAUAACCAUAUUACGCGAACCUAUAUAGAAAAUAUAUAUAAAAUCCAAACAUUUUUAAACCUUAAACCCAGAUCUACUACAACCCAAGAACCCAACCAGGAUUAUUUAACUCAAAAAUUACAAG